AUGACCUCAUUAAACGCAUCACUACAAGCGCAACUAGCAAUACAAGUGAAGAGAACACUACGACAAUGUUCUAUUGAUUUACAACUUCUUCAAGAUAAGUGGAACUCGGUAAACAUUGCAUCCACGCCAUUCGUGAAUACUGCGGCAUCUUAUCUGAUUGAACUCGAGUAUGCAUCAUCAACAUCAAACUGGCUGCCGUCAGCACUCGCAAUUCCAAACAUCCAACACGCUCAUCGUGUCAAGAUCAUUGAUUCCUUGAAGAGGGAUGCGAUUGAGAAGCUGGAUGAGUAUAUGAGUCAAUUUGUCAAGAUCGUAACCAACAUGAACAAACUAUCAUCAGCCGUGUCAGAAUCAAUCAGUAACGAACGUCUGGAUGUGUCGUAUCGUGUGUUGAGUGUCUUGUCGUUUGACCGGUUUUACUCAAUGUUCACACAAAUUACAAACAUGUACAAUUCCGAACUGAAACUCAAGCAGGCUCUCCUACGUGAUAUCACAGCUGCUGCCACAUCACAACCUCAAUCACGAGAUAAAUCAAACAAGAAGGACGAUGAUGGAUCUAUGGCGAUGAAUAUGAUUACAAUUAGAUCGUCAGCGUGGUUGUAUCAGCCGUAUUUGGAUGAGGGCGUUGUGGGAGAUGUUACGGAGGUCGCUGAGAGUUUAGAAGCGUGGACGAUAGCCGUCAAGAAGGAAAAGGCCAUUUAUUAUGCCAUGACUAUGUUCAAAUAUGACGUGAAUCGAAAGGCAUUGAUCGCUGAAGGUUGGGCUCCAUCAGCCAACUUGACUUCUAUUCAGUAUGUGUUGCGUACUGCUAUGGCUCCACAAUCCCACCUUCAUUCAACGAGCUACGCACCACAAAGACACCGUCGAAAUAAUAUACUAAAUAAUAUGCUUAGGCACCCAGAAACAGAGAUGGCUACUAUCAUCGGUAUCAACAUUCUCGUCGAAGCUGCCGCAGCUCAAGGUGUAAGGAAUGUACCAAAGAGAUCAAAACUGCAUCGUGCAAUAAGUCAAAAACCAAGCCAGUAA
Synchytrium microbalum is the source of this 1026-nucleotide messenger RNA. RefSeq lists its product as uncharacterized. The transcript is spliced from 6 exons. The record is from RefSeq and is a predicted model, not a curated record. Lineage: Eukaryota; Fungi; Chytridiomycota; Chytridiomycetes; Synchytriales; Synchytriaceae. Gene Ontology annotation, molecular function: proton-transporting ATPase activity, rotational mechanism; ATPase binding. Gene Ontology annotation, biological process: proton transmembrane transport; vacuolar acidification. Gene Ontology annotation, cellular component: vacuolar proton-transporting V-type ATPase complex; proton-transporting V-type ATPase, V0 domain. Bases 1 to 1026 code for a protein of 341 amino acids.